Messenger RNA from Lampris incognitus (smalleye Pacific opah), 3398 nucleotides. RefSeq lists its product as uncharacterized. Gene Ontology annotation, molecular function: 1-phosphatidylinositol-3-kinase regulator activity. Gene Ontology annotation, cellular component: phosphatidylinositol 3-kinase complex. The record is from RefSeq and is a predicted model, not a curated record. The transcript has 9 exons. Lineage: Eukaryota; Metazoa; Chordata; Actinopteri; Lampriformes; Lampridae. Bases 1 to 2775 code for a protein of 924 amino acids. Gene Ontology annotation, biological process: intracellular signal transduction; phosphatidylinositol phosphate biosynthetic process.
AUGAAUAACGCGCAACAAGAUAUGUCCCCAGAUUUCGUCUUGAUGCGCUUGGUGUCCGCGGCCGAGUACGACCGACUGGACGAGCCCGAUGAUUUGAUGACCGGAGGAGGCGGCGGCGGCGGGUUCGGUCCCGUCAAAGCCGCGUUGGUUCACCACGGCAACAUCAGCAACGGGUUCGAUUUGGACCCUAGCAGCCCCUCGGCGGGCCUCGGCUCGGCCUCUCCGCAUUACAGUUCGCCGCUCCCCGGGAAAGGAGAGCUGGACAGCGGAGUGGUGUUAACUCAGGCCCCGCCCGGAUCCGAAGCGUCGCUGUCGCCUCCGCCGGGAGGUGCCGCGGACUUCUCGGCGGCGGCGCAGCACUUCGUCGACUUCCCGGGACCUCACGCACACGCACACGGCAGCCACGGUACGCGGGCGCAGCUGAUGGUGUUCCAGAACCUGCUCCGGUCUGGCGACGGAAUUUUAGAAUGCGGUGUGGAGCAGCCGUCGCCGGCAGCCUUCCUCCACCGAGCGGUGAGCGGCGGCGGGGGGAGGGAGACGCAGCAGCCGCAACCUGCGGAUUCGGGUCCGGGCAGCACAACAUCCAGUGGGAGCGGCAGGGGCGGCGACACACAUUGCAUAUCCUCCGCUGAGGACUCCAUGCAACAGCAGCAACGACAGCAUCUCCAGUGGCACGCCGUGUUAAAACUGUCCAAGGCGGCUUCUGAUAGCGCUCAGACUGCAUCACAGGGGGGGCCUGAACUGAACAAUGACUCCGGUUCUGUUAUGUGCCACCGACAUCGCCUCCUGCUCACAGACCGGCUGGCUAAGUGGCCUCCAGGUUUCUUGGACCAGACCUUGCAUUUGGGCCUCCUGGACCCUAGGAAGAAUUGUCCUGCUGGGGAAGAGGACCCUGUCUUUGCCCUGGCCCAGAGGCUGGGGCAGCUAGGGCACAGCACAGACCUACGGGAAGGGAGAGAAGGGGGAGGAGGAGGAUCUGGUGGUGGCAGCGGGGAGGAGAUGGUCCUUGCUCUUCCUCGGUGCUCGUGUCAUAGUGUUCUGGCUUCAGGUGUGGGUGGCAUGGGGCCCGGUGAGGACCCGAGUGAGACCAGUGAUGCUCUGUUAGUGCUUGAAGGUCUGGUUUCUGAAGAGGUGGGUGGAGUGGGGGAGGGAGGGAGUGACAGGGGAGUUGGGGAGAUGGGGAACACAGAGAAGGGAGAGAGAGCUGGAGGAGACACAUUGGGUGGAGCAGGGUGUGUGUUCUCUAGUGGGACUUUAAGUGGUUUGAUGCGACAGGUUCACAGAUUGGCAGAGGAGGCUGGUGUUUGUACAGAGCAGACCUGCCGUUCCUCAUUGGCUGUUCUGGGCCCUACAGUGUCCUUACCCUUGCCUGCUACCCCACUGGUAGAGCUUCACCCCACCACCAGUACGCCUGCUCCCACUCUCUAUGCCCCUGUCCGGCCGCAGACCUCCCAGACCACAGUAGCCCUUGCUGGGCUACAAGUCCUGCCAGACACCCUUCUCUCCUCCAGUCCCAACUCCAUCUCCAGGCCCCAGCAUCAGCACCAGUCUCGCUCCCAGCCCCAGAGCCGUGCCACUACCCCCAAGCUGGGUAUCCCCCCUGGGGGAGCGGGUAGGGCAAUCUCUCCCCUCGUUGUCUUGGAAGGGGAGGUUGGUGGAGGGGGAGGGGAAGGACAGAAGACACCCAGGGGCAAAUCAAGGAAGGGUGGGUCCCUGAAGGUACGACUUAGCAAGUUGUUCCGAACCAAGAGUUCUAGUGGGGGUUCGGGGGGCCUGCUGGACAAAAGGCCUUCCCUGGCAUCGUCCACGUCCUCGGGGGGAAGUCUGCUCGAUGUGUGGGGAUCCACCUCCAGCAACGCAGAACAGGACAGGCUGCAGGUCUCCCGGCCCCAAAGUGCCUUCUCACCAGUGCCCUUCACUCCUGCCUUCACUGAUGACUUUGGUGGGCCACCUCAGCAGCAGGGGCCUUUCCUAGAGCAUAGUGUGGGAGCCUCAAUGCAGUCGCUCCCCCCACGGCCCCUGGCCCUGCCCCAAUCCCUCAGCACCAUCCAGCACAGUCUCAGCCUCAACGACACUUUCCUGCGUGGUCUGCCUAGGCCGGUACCACUGCGUCCGGAUGGCCAGCCUCCCCCUCCCAGGCUGGCCCCGCGCCCUCUCCUCUGCCCCCUCAGUCGGCCCGAUGCUAGCAGUUUCGCUACCAGCCUCAGAGAACUGGAGAAGUGCGGUUGGUACUGGGGUCCUAUGAACUGGGAGGAUGCCGAGAUGAAGCUGAAAGGGAAGCCAGAUGGCUCCUUCCUGGUCCGGGACAGCUCUGACCCACGAUAUAUACUCAGCCUGAGUUUCCGGUCCCAAGGAGUCACACAUCACACUCGCAUGGAGCACUACAGGGGAACCUUCAGUCUGUGGUGUCAUCCUAAGUUUGAGGACCGUUGCCACUCUGUGGUAGAAUUUAUAGAGCGAGCCAUCAUGCACUCCAAAAAUGGGAAGUUCCUCUAUUUCCUGCGCUCCAGAGUGCCUGGUCUACCCCCUACCCCAGUCCAGCUCUUGUACCCAGUCUCCAGGUUCAGCAGCGUUAAAUCUCUCCAGCACCUCUGUCGUUUCUGCAUCCGCCAGCUGGUCCGCAUCGACCACAUACAGGAGCUACCCCUGCCCACUCCUCUGAUUGUCUACUUGAGGAAGUUCUACUACUAUGACCCUGAGGAAGAGAUGUACCUGUCAAUCAAAGAAAGGGGGCAGGACCAGAGCUCCCAGCCAGGGGUGGAGUCUCAAACGUAGCACUGGAGCCUAAUGGGAUGAAGUUUUAUUCAUUUUUUUCUUGAUACCUGACCAGCUGACCUGAGGACUGACAGACGUGUGAUUGGAUACAGUCCCCUGACCGCUGACCCCUGCCCCGAGACAAAACCGCUGCCUGUCGGCUCACUCAGUCCGGCUGUGUAUCAAGGCGGAGUUUCAGAUGAUCCACCCUCCUCAAGCUCUUUGAUUUGCUCGCGGGGAGAAGGGGAGGGGCAGGGGAUGUGGAGACUCCGCCUCCCUCGUGAUGUCAUUGGCGAGCAGCCAAACAAGCAAAGACAACUAUGACAACCCUCCCACAUAUACACAGUUGUGAAAGACUGUUGCCUCUAAAAUCCCUCUUCCUCAAAAUUUUAAAUAGGAAAUAACAAAUUGCUUUGACACUUCGCUUCACAGAAUCAUAUUUAUCCUAUUCAUUCAUUAUCCAAACCGCUUAUCCUUACUCAGGGUUGCGGGUCCCUGUCCUAGUCAUGAACUAGGAUUACUUUUUAUUACAAAGGAUUAAUACUAAAUAAAAGGUGAUGAAGUUUGUAGCAGAGUGAAACUUUUGAGAGGUGAAUUGAUGGAAGUUAUUGACAGGUGUUAGUACUACGUUUAAAUGAGCACUA